UGUACCAUCGCUAUGAACUACUAUCCUCGAACUUGUAAACAACAAAAAGCCAAUUCAUCUAGUGACCAUUUGGAGCUGCCCGACUGUUUGAAGCUAUUUCACCCACUGGCUACUGUCACCACCCCACAUUGAUCCGUUCCGAAAUGGAAUCGCCCAGCGCUCGAACACUCGGCAAUUCCCCGGGCGAUGACAGCGGCAACGGGAAUGGAAACGGGAAUGGAAAUGGAAGUGGGAACGGAAACACCACGAUGAUGCCGCAUGGAAUCUACCAUGAGCGACAGACUCGCCACCUGUGCGGCCUCCACGCCCUGAACAAUCUGUUCCAGGGGCUCGACAUGUUCUCCAAAUCGGAACUGGACGACUACUGCACCACACUGACCCCGCGCAACUGGCUGAAUCCGCAUCGAUCGUGGAUCGGUUGGGGCAACUACGACGUCAAUGUGAUCAUGUACGCACUGCAGCAGCGGAAUUGCGAGGCGAUGUGGUUCGACCGCCGGCGGGAUCCACGCUGUCUCAAUCUGAGCGCCAUUUUCGGCUUCAUUCUUAAUGUGCCGGCCCAGAUGAGCCUGGGCUACUACAUUCCGCUGCCCUUCCAGAUGCGCCACUGGCUGGCACUGCGUCGCUUGAACGGCAGCUACUACAAUCUGGACUCCAAGCUGCGCGAGCCCAAGUGCCUGGGCAACGAGGAGCAGUUCCUCGAGUUUCUGGCCACCCAACUGCAGAUGGAUCACGAGCUAUUCCUUGUGCUGGAAGUGGAGACGGACUGCAAGGAUAAGUGCCGGCAACGUUGGCUGCUGCCGCAGUUCAGGGACUAAUGUUAUGGUUAGCACUCCAUAUAAAGCUAACAUUGGAGCACCAUUAGUUAUUGUACCAAUUAUUUAAUGAAACUAACCAAAAAGUGCCCUACACUAUGCAAGUUAAACAUUUACCAAUUCGCACUGCAAGUGGAUGCCACCAAAUUAUGUUUGUAGUUUAAUAAAAGCGACAAGAAUAAUUCACA
Molecule: messenger RNA, 1000 nt
Organism: Drosophila sechellia
Lineage: Eukaryota; Metazoa; Arthropoda; Insecta; Diptera; Drosophilidae
Gene: Josd
Product: Josephin domain containing
Exons: 1
Coding region: 144-815 (223 amino acids)
Biological process (GO): protein deubiquitination
Molecular function (GO): cysteine-type deubiquitinase activity
Source: RefSeq, a predicted model, not a curated record